AUGUCUUAUCCAGAACCCGAAGUGAAAUUUACUCAACCAAGCAAAUAUGUUGGAUUUGACACAAUCACAACACAAAUCGAGAAUAGAUUAUUAAAAAGAGGUUUCCAAUUUAAUAUUAUGGUUGUUGGUCGUUCUGGGUUAGGUAAAAGUACUUUGAUCAAUACAUUAUUUUCCUCCAAUCUCACCAAUUCCAAUGGUAGAAAGUCUCCAUAUGAACCAAUUGAAAAGACCACUGAGAUCAAGGUUUCUCAACAUUCAUUAUUGGAAAAUAACGUACGUCUCAAUAUUAACGUUAUAGAUACUCCAGGAUUUGGCGAUCAAAUCAAUAAUGAGAAAUGCUGGGAUCCUUUAGUUAAAUAUGUCAAGGAGCAACAUUCUCAGUAUUUGAGAAAAGAAUUAACUGCGCAACGAGAAAAGUAUCUCCCUGAUACAAGAGUUCACUGUAUCUUGUAUUUUAUCGCUCCAAAUGGCCAAAAGUUGAAACAAUUGGACAUUCAAGCUUUAAAGAAAUUGUGUGAAAUAGCUAAUGUUGUGCCAAUCAUUGCAAAGUCAGAUUCACUUACUUUUGAAGAACGUAACGAAUUUAAAAAACUCUUGCAAUCUGAAUUCAUGAAGUAUGGGUUCAAUAUAUAUCCAUACGAUUCCGAAGAUCUUUAUGAAGAGGAAAGGCAAUUGAAUGAAGAUAUUAAAUCAUUGAUUCCUUUUGCUAUUGCAGGAAGUGAAACUGAAAUUAGAUUAGAUACAGGUGAAAUGGUCAGAGGCAGAAAGACAAAAUGGGGAGCAAUAAAUAUCGAAGAUGUAAGCCAAUGUGAAUUUGUAUUUUUAAGAGAUUUUCUUACAAGAACUCAUUUGCAAGAUUUAAUUGAAACUACCAAUUUAAUUCAUUACGAAACUUUUAGAGCUAAACAAUUGAUUGCAUUAAAGGAAAAUGCGUCAAAUCCAAACAGGCAAUCUCAAAUUAAUAGUCAGCAACAACACCUGGUGCAACAUCAGCAAACCAUUACUACUGCUCAUUAA
This is a messenger RNA of Lodderomyces oxycetoniae, 1017 nucleotides long. It is a transcript of the gene CDC10, whose product is annotated as septin. The transcript has a single exon. Gene Ontology annotation, biological process: intracellular protein localization; cytoskeleton-dependent cytokinesis. Gene Ontology annotation, cellular component: septin complex; cell division site; microtubule cytoskeleton. Gene Ontology annotation, molecular function: GTP binding; molecular adaptor activity; GTPase activity. The record is from RefSeq and is a predicted model, not a curated record. Lineage: Eukaryota; Fungi; Ascomycota; Pichiomycetes; Serinales; Debaryomycetaceae. Bases 1 to 1017 code for a protein of 338 amino acids.